AUGUCUCCCCCAAUCAUCAACAACCCCUACGCCGCAGCCCACGCAGAGCCCAAAGGACCAGGGGAUGCUCGUCCGACCGCGUACAAGAUUCUCAAAGACAACAACGUCGUUGGCAAGCUGAGCGACAAGACUUUCCUCAUCACUGGUGGAUCAGACGGUCUCGGACUCGAGACAGUGCGCACACUCGCCAAGACCGGUGCCCGCGUCUUCUUCAGCGCCAGGAACCCGGAGAAAGCUGCAAAGAUUGUCAAGGACAUCGAGGAAGAGGGUAAGGCCGAUCGUGACUUGAAGGGCGCCCGCGUUGAGUUCAUCACGAUCGACAACAAGAGCUUGAAGAGCGUCAAGCAGGGUGCCGAGGACUUCCUCCGCCGCAGCGAUAAGCUCAAUGUCUUGAUCACCAAUGCUGGCAUUGCCAACGUUCCGCAUGCAUUGUCCGACGACGGCUUCGAGAUCCAGUUCGCGGUCAACCACCUGGCCCACUUCUACCUGUUCGAGCUCCUCAAGCCUCUGCUCCUCAAGUCCUUGGUCCCAGGCUUUCACAGUCGUGUGAUCGCCAUAGCCAGCACUGCGCACGCCUUCUCCACCGUCCAAUUCGGUAAUAUUGGACAGGAGCAGAAGGUGACCUCCAAUUACCACCCAAUGUUGGAUCUCGAGGGCGACUAUACAUACAAUCCAGGCAUUGCCUACGGCCAGACCAAGACAGCCAAUAUCUGGAUGGCGAACGAGAUCGAGCGCCGCUAUGGCGGCCAAGGUCUACACGGUCUAAGCGUGCACCCGGGAAACAUCUUUACGGCCGGGUAUGGGAUUAUGGAUCCUCGGAUUGCCGCCAAGUUUGCACCGUUCUUCGAGAUGCCGGAGAUGCAGGCUUACAUGAAAUCGGUGGAGCAGGGCGCCGCUACGCAGGUUCUGGCGGCUGUUGGGAAGGAUUAUGAAGGCAAGGGAGGGUUUUAUAUGGAUGACUGUAGAGUCGCAGAACCAAUACCAGAAGGCGCUAUGCCUGGUUUCAGUGGAUAUCAGUCAUGGGCGUAUAGUCCGGAAGGGGAGAAGAAGCUCUGGUCUGAGUCGUUGAAGAUGGUGGGGCUCAAGGACGACCAAUAG
Recurvomyces mirabilis is the source of this 1098-nucleotide messenger RNA. RefSeq lists its product as uncharacterized. The transcript is spliced from 2 exons. NCBI's taxonomy places the organism in Eukaryota, Fungi, Ascomycota, Dothideomycetes, Mycosphaerellales, Teratosphaeriaceae. The record is from RefSeq and is a predicted model, not a curated record. The coding region runs from base 1 to 1098 and encodes 365 amino acids.